Molecule: messenger RNA, 1563 nt
Organism: Callorhinus ursinus (northern fur seal)
Lineage: Eukaryota; Metazoa; Chordata; Mammalia; Carnivora; Otariidae
Gene: ECHDC2
Product: enoyl-CoA hydratase domain containing 2
Biological process (GO): fatty acid beta-oxidation
Cellular component (GO): mitochondrion
Molecular function (GO): catalytic activity
Source: RefSeq, a predicted model, not a curated record
GCGCCGGGAGGUGGAGCAGUUGAGAAAACCGGCGGCCCAGCUGUGAGCUUUCCCCGGCAGUGGACGGAGUAGUGGAGGGGCUCUUGGCACCUCCCCAGCCUGCGCCCAGAUGCUGCGCGCCCUGACCAGCACCCUGCGCCUUCCACGCCCCUGGAGGCCCCUUCGCACCCGCAGCUGCGCCUCCCACGGAGCUACCGGAGACCCGGAGAUCCAAGUGCGCGCCCUGACCGGCCGCGACCAAGGAAUCACUGAGAUUCUGAUGAAUAGACCAAGUGCCCGCAACGCCCUGGGGAACAUCUUGGUCAGCGAGCUGCUGGAAGCUCUGGCCCAGCUACGGGAGGACCAGCAAGUGCGUGUUCUGCUAUUCAGAAGUGGAGUGAAGGGUGUGUUCUGUGCAGGUGCAGACCUGAAGGAGCGGGAGCAGAUGAGUGAGGCAGAAGUGGGGAUCUUUGUCCAGCGGCUCCGAGGCCUGAUGAAUGAGAUUGCAGCCUUCCCUGCGCCCACCAUCGCAGCUAUGGACGGGUUUGCCUUGGGCGGAGGCCUGGAACUCGCCCUGGCCUGUGACCUCCGAGUGGCAGCUUCCUCAGCUGUCAUGGGGCUGAUCGAGACUACCCGAGGCCUCCUCCCCGGAGCAGGAGGGACUCAGAGGCUGCCUCGAUGCCUGGGGGCGGCCCUGGCAAAGGAGCUCAUCUUCACAGGCCGAAGACUGAGUGGUGCACAGGCCCAAGCCCUGGGGCUGGUGAACCACGUUGUUUCCCAGAAUGAGGAGGGCAACGCCGCCUACCAUCGGGCACGGGAACUGGCCCAGGAGAUCCUGCCCCAGGCACCCAUUGCUGUGCGGCUGGGCAAAGUAGCCAUUGAUAGAGGAAUGGAGGUGGACAUCUCAUCAGGGAUGGCCAUUGAAGGAAUAUGCUAUGCCCAGAACAUCCCCACUCAGGACCGCCUAGAGGGCAUGGCAGCCUUCAGGGAGAAGCGGCCCCCCAGAUUUGUUGGCAAGUGACUCCCAUUUAACUAUAAGCAUGGGAGAAGCCUGCCUUCCAGGGCAGGAUCCAAAAGGAAAAUUUGCAGGGUGACUGUUCAUCAUUUCACCUCUCUGGGCUUUAGUCUCCUCACAAUGACAAGGACAGAUAUAAAACUGGAAUGGUGUUUGAUACCAAGGUCCUGCCCAUGCCACCUACAGCUAUAUUCAUAAUUCCUCAUCCUGGCUAGAUAAUCACUGGGGUCAAGUUGGCUUUGGAGAAUAUGUCUCUCCCUACUCAAAUGGUAAACUAAGGAUUAAAACAGACCAUCUGGGCCUUUGUAUUAUUGGCUCUCAGGCCUGACCUCUGCCUCUCAGUUAUCGGGUGCUCACCAGAGAUGGCAAAAGGUUGUAAGAACCCUCCAGUUUCUUCCUCUGUACAACAGAGAUAACACAGAAACCCUGGUAGUGGCUGAACAGGCAUCAGGAAUCAGACUGCAGAUCCCAGCUCUCUGCCAUUCAUUGUGUGCCUCAGCUUCCUCAUCUGCAAAAUGAAACUGCUGUGAGGAUUAAAAAAAAAGCCUACGCCUCAUGUUCAAUAAACC